AUGCGAUUUCAGUAUCUGUUUCUCACCUUGGGUGCCACCCUUUCGGCAGCUGCCCAAGACCGGGGCCAGUGCUAUUCCAUCGGCCAGAUGUACCCGUCAACCGAUCGAGUCUCCGGAAGAUCUGAAUGUUGCCCGGAUGGCACCGAAUACAACGGCAACAUAUGUGAAGCUUUACCUACUUGUUUCAACCCAGACGAGUACUUUGAUACCGUAGACCGUGUAUGUCGCGCCAAGAAAGACUGCGGUGAUGGCAAUUACUUUUACAUAAGGGAAAGAAAGUGCAAGCCAAUUCCGCCUUGUCUUGACGAUGAGUUCUUCGAUGGUCAAUACUGUGUGCGAAAGCCACAGUGCCAGGACGGCUACUACUUCGAGAAAACCGGAUGUGUGCCGAAGCCACGCUGCGAAGACGAUGAGUGGUUCGAUGGCCGUAACUGUGUCGAGAAGCCACAAGACUGUGGUGCAGGCAAACAUUGGGACUUCAAAGCCAACCAAUGUGUACCAAACCCCCCCUGUGACGCUGACAGCUACUGGACUGGCACUGGGUGUGCAAAAAGACCCAGGUGUCGCAAUCCUCACCACUUUUUCGACGGCGUUGACUGCGUGCCUUGCCCAAAUCCUGACGAGUAUUGGAAUGGCAAUGCUUGUGUGUCGCGGCCAGUUUGUGCCGAGGAUGAAUAUUACGAUGGAAACAAUUGCAAGAAGAUCCCCAAAUGUGGACAGGGUCAGUACUGGAACAGGAAAAAAAACAUCUGUGAUCAAGUCCAACAUUGCUCACUCGGUGAAUGGUUCAAUGGCGAAAGCUGUGAAGCGAUCAGUUACCCUCCCUACGGUGGUCGUCUCUGCCUGAUAUCCUGCGACAAGCUGCGGAGUGGUACACCAUAA
This is a messenger RNA of Aspergillus oryzae RIB40, 882 nucleotides long. RefSeq lists its product as uncharacterized. The coding region runs from base 1 to 882 and encodes 293 amino acids. Lineage: Eukaryota; Fungi; Ascomycota; Eurotiomycetes; Eurotiales; Aspergillaceae. The transcript has a single exon. The record is from RefSeq and is a predicted model, not a curated record.